CGUCACAGCGUGCACUGUGUUGUGCGCCUUGUGUUUGCUCACCUCCUCAGCACCCGAAUCACGUUGUUUAUAGUCAUCACGUUGAAGCUUUACUUUCGGUUUGAAGAUUCCACACACGCCCAGCACAUUUGGGCGGACAUCGGUAACUUUUAUUUCCCCGAUCGCGUCCUUCCGCUCGUCCGUCGUUGUCUAGAUCGGUGACGUCACCUCAGACAAUGGCAGCCCACAGCGAGACGUGGUGCGCUCGCGUAUGACGUCACCCUUGGUUUAAAGAUUACUCUGCUCUACCUGAGGAGCCGACAGAAGUACAGGUGACUGCAUGGAGCGCUGCUGCUGCCGCCUGUGACGUCACAGACAGCCCCGAAAGCGAUCCCAAGAUGGAGGAUGAAAGUAUGCUGCAAGUGGAUUCCAUCCUGGAGGCGGUGAAAAAGCACUUCAGUCAAAUCUCCACGGCUCAGUGGAAUCUGCUGGUUUCUGGGACCCCGGACUCUGAAACCAGGGCCAUCUUGGUCGACACCAUCAGCGAGGUGGUCCAGAGGCUCUCCUCCGAGGUGGUGAAGCGCCUGCUGCCCGCCCUCAACGAGCACCUGCGCGGGCAAUCGUCUCAGGCUCAGGUGAGCCGCGCCAUCGACCGGUGCAGCCCGAAGAUGAGCGAGUGCAUCACCGAGACGUUCGCCGCCGCCCUGGACCUCCCGCCGCAGAAGUACGAGGGCGCCGGGGAGCUCACCACGCUGGUGGAGUCGGAGGUGAAACACCGGGUGACAUCGGCCUUGACCGUAGCCCAGAGCGCCACCGAGUGGCCGUCGGAGCCCACCCUCUUCAUCCGCAGCAGCAUGUCCAGCGUUGGCGCCCUGACCUCCAUCUUUCGCCAGGCUGUGGAGUAUUUAAAGCAGGUGUUCGCUCGGGCGUGCACGCCAUGCGUGACGCUGUGUGGUCGUUCCGCCCUUAAGAACAGCGAAAUGACCGAAGCCGUGAGCGGAAUCCUCUUAAAGUGGUCCACCGCCAGCCAGGGCGAGACGACCACCGAAACCGAGGACCCGGUGACCGUGGAGAGCGCUCAGUUGACGGCGGAGGACAUCACCAAGAGCAUCAUCCAGGAGUCCACCCCGGCGUCCGGAGACACAACUGACCGCGUGGAAAGCCGCAUCUCUCGCUUCAACCUCAACAUGAAGCUGAUCUCCAACAAAGUCAAGAACUUCUUCAAGUCGCAGGAGAAGCCCGGCGUGGACGGCCAGGUCAAGCUGCGCAGGUUCCGCUUCUUGAAGUUUGCCCGCAUGCAGUUUGCACGCAUGCUGGGAGGACUGAAGCGAGCCUUUAAGAACCAGGACGCAUGUCUGGUGUUCCUCAAGUCUGAGCGCCGGGACGAGAAGAGCAUGUUGUCUCCCAAAGGGGACGUCAAAGGCGCCUUCAGGACCAGCACCUUACACGCCAGUCCCUCCCAGCGUCCCGUGUUCGAGUUCGAGGCCAUCCAGGAGAAAGUGCUUAAGAUGUUCGAAGACCUCGGCCGCAUGGCGCCAGAAGCUCGUGAGGAAAAAAUCAAGCGCUACAUGGACGAGAAGCUGAAGGGCUUUUCUGAAGAACUCACCUCUCAACUAUACGAGUACAUCAUGUCCUCCCACAGCGAGGUAUACGAGGUGCCGUCCAGCCGCGCCGACACUCCUUUUAUGGACUCGGUCCUGUGGGGACGACGGGGUAAGAAACACUGGGAUGGUCAGAUCUUUUCUCCUGAAGUCUUGUACGCCAUGACGGAGGACGCGGCGUGGAGGUUCUUGCAACAGCUGGUCUUCUGGAUGGAGACGGAGCCGCUAACCGAGGCAGCGUAUGCCGACGAGGUGUCCGGCGCCGUGAGCGAGAUCAACCAGCUGGUGGUCUCCUCCCUCCACACAGGUGAGGUUGCUGAGAAGGUGCCGCCUGUUAAAGUGCAAAGACUCCCAGUGAUAAGUACGAUUGAAACGUCUGAGGAGGACAAAAAUCUAACAACGGCCUCUGCAACGAGCUCCUCAUCACCUUCCCAAACACUAAUUCCUCGACAGCACACAUCAUCGUCCGACGUGCCGUCAUUUCAGGAUUUGACUCCGCUCCUGGCGUACACGCUGACCGCGCAGCUGGGACAGCGCCUCCCGAGGAAAUGCAAGAAGUCUCUGAAGACGGACGCCCUCCUCCUGGUCAUGGAUCAUCUGUCCACCAGGGCCAUGAAGGAAAUCAGCCCCGACCACAUUGAAAAAAUCCACACGAUGGCCCACUUGGAGGAGGUGGUGACAGCUCUGGUCAAGAAGCUCCUUGUGGACUUUGGCUCUCCGGACAAGCUGGUGGAAGCCUUGAUGGCGGACGAGGUAUCUUUCAACGACGCCGUCAUCAGGCACCUCAAAAUCCACCUGGACGAACUCAAAGAAUCGCCGCAGGACAAUUUUUUAUCAAAGGUUUGCUGCUACCCUUAUCGCUGACAACCUUGUGACGGACAUUAAGAGUUGUUGACAAACUGCAUCAAUAAGAACAAUGUGUACAGAUUUUCAGAAAAAAAAAAUGCUGUUAUUUCUUAGAGAAAACCUGCAAAAAAAUGCACCAUCAAACAACAUUAAAGGAAACAAACCAAGA
Molecule: messenger RNA, 2595 nt
Organism: Nerophis lumbriciformis (worm pipefish)
Lineage: Eukaryota; Metazoa; Chordata; Actinopteri; Syngnathiformes; Syngnathidae
Source: RefSeq, a predicted model, not a curated record